AUGGCGAAGAAUGCCAAACGAGCAUCCAAAGCAAGGGCAUUUGCGCCGUCAGACUCCUCGGCAAAGGCACCUUCGAAAUCGGAUUCCUUUGAUGUUCCUGCAGCGUUCACACAAACGCCAUCUUCUCUAAAAGGCUUCCUUGAACCCCUAUCUACCAAUCGCAUAUACCUCGUCCAUAUCGAUACUCAUCCCCCCAGUUUUAAACGACAGAUAUUUCUCGUUCCACUUUCCAUAAAUAUUGUCAUAGUUGCUUUCAUCCUAUACAGGAUAUAUACCGGCCUACAUAUGUAUCCAGACAUAUUCACUGCGAUUAUGGGCGGGGCCAGUCCGGCCAAGAUAGACACAGCGUCAGCUAGCUGGGGCUUUUUAUCCAGUACACUGGCCUGGAGAACACUCAAUUUUCUACUGGACUACAUUUUGGCAACCAUCUUCUUGCCGUGGCCUGUGCGUUUCUUCCUUGGUCCUAUCCGCUGGAGGCUAGCUGUUGGAUUCCAGUCCCAGGAAAUCAUUGUCCGCCAGAGCCGAGAAUGGAGCGAGUCACUACAGCCUGGAACCUGGAUUAGAGACGAUGAAGCUGCGAUGAAGGACAGAGUUAUACCUGCUAUUCUUCCAUUUCGCUUACAAAAGACGGGAUACCUCCUUAUGGACGCUGACUGGGAUAUCGACUGUGGUGCGAUGAUCAAUGCCCAUAAACUGGUUGAAUCGGAGAAGGCGAAGCUGGAAGACUUUCACACUGCUGUUCUUGUACAUGGCGGUCCGUCCAAGGGCUGGCUGAUAUGGAGGGUCGAGCAUGAAGCUGUUGCCGCCUCGGGAGAGACGCUACCACCCGCCGCACGAGACAGGAUCAUUGCAUUUAAGGAGAAGCUUACAGGCAUGGGCAAGGAAGACUUGUUCUACCGCUGGGUGGAAAUCAUUCAGUACGAAAGUACCCAGCCUGGAGGGUUCACUUCAGAAAGGCAAAGAAAUGCCAUGAUAGAGGUUAAGGAGCUUUUUGAGAAGGAGGGUGUAGAUUUUGACCAGUUCUGGAAAGAUAUCGGUGGCAUGGAGGGUGUUACACUGUAG
Molecule: messenger RNA, 1062 nt
Organism: Nannizzia gypsea CBS 118893
Lineage: Eukaryota; Fungi; Ascomycota; Eurotiomycetes; Onygenales; Arthrodermataceae
Exons: 1
Coding region: 1-1062 (353 amino acids)
Source: RefSeq, a predicted model, not a curated record